AUGGUGCCGUGGGAGAGCAAGCGAAGAAGAGAUAUCCAGAAUUCGAUCACAAUCACCCUUCCAUUUCGAAGGAGCGACUCGCUGAUACAAGACUUUGCAGGAGGCGGCAUUGAAAAUUUGGGACCGGUUUUCGAAGAGCAAAAGCGACCUUUCUCCAAGCUUGUCGUCAAGCAGCUUAAGAUGAGGGAGGACUAUGACCCGGACUCUACCAACUUUAUCAAUAACCCCAACGAGAUGAUGGAGGUUCUCACCCAGCAUAUCGAUAAACUCGACCGACAGGUCAAACUUGCCCGGGAGAAGUCCCAUCACCUCAAACUGGGUAUGUAA
Molecule: messenger RNA, 327 nt
Organism: Penicillium cosmopolitanum
Lineage: Eukaryota; Fungi; Ascomycota; Eurotiomycetes; Eurotiales; Aspergillaceae
Exons: 2
Coding region: 1-327 (108 amino acids)
Source: RefSeq, a predicted model, not a curated record